AUGACUACUUACUUCAAUGAAAAUAUCCUUUACCUGUUAAUUGAUUCAUAUUUGGGUUGCUUGUUUGCUGAGAUAAAAGGGGAUGCUAGCAGAAAGUUUCUUUCUAAUGUUUUGGAACAGAAAAGGGAGGCUCCACCUGGUGAGAAGCCAGAAUCAGUUCGAACCCACCUUCGCAAUAUGAUUAUUGUACCUGAAAUGAUUGGAAGCGUUAUUGGUGUGUACAAUGGGAAGACCUUCAACCAGGUUGAAAUCAAACCUGAAAUGAUUGGUCAUUAUUUAGCCGAGUUCUCAAUAUCAUACAAGCCUGUUAAGCAUGGUAGACCUGGUAUUGGUGCCACGCAUUCAUCUAGGUUCAUUCCUCUGAAGUGAACUGUUUGGUUGCAGCUUGCACGCGCUAGUUGUUUCCUAUCAUAUGAAGACGUCUUUGUUGAUGAAAUUUUUGUCUAUUUUAAGUUUGGCUAUUUUAGGUCCUUAAACUCUUAUUACAGAGAGUAGGCCCCUAUUUCUGGAUUGAAGAGCUGAUGUUAUGGAUUUUUUUGUGGUAGUCUAAAUGUGUUCUUUAUUUCUCGA
Molecule: messenger RNA, 570 nt
Organism: Hevea brasiliensis (rubber tree)
Lineage: Eukaryota; Viridiplantae; Streptophyta; Magnoliopsida; Malpighiales; Euphorbiaceae
Product: 40S ribosomal protein S15-like
Exons: 3
Coding region: 1-369 (122 amino acids)
Biological process (GO): ribosomal small subunit assembly; translation
Cellular component (GO): ribosome; cytosolic small ribosomal subunit
Molecular function (GO): RNA binding; structural constituent of ribosome
Source: RefSeq, a predicted model, not a curated record